AUGGCGAGCGUUCAGCAAGACAAACCUGCAGUUGUUUGUGUAUUCUGCGGCUCAGUCUCCGGUAGCAACUCCAUUCACUUGGAAACAGCCCGAGCCCUUGCAUAUGAGUUUCACAAGAACAACAUCCAACUCGUCUAUGGCGGUGGCACGGCAGGCCUCAUGGGCGAAUUGGCCCGCACGCUUGUUUCUCUUUCCGGGCCCCAAGCAGUGCACGGGAUCAUCCCUCGAGCUCUGGUCAAAGUCGAGCCCGGUUAUGACAAUGCCGAAGAGGUGAGGAACCCUUCUGCGGUCGUAAGCGGGAAAGAAGCAGAGCGGGUCGUCAAGGAGCCCAUGGGUAAGAUCGGGACGCUUAAGGAAUCAGAGUACGGGUGUACCACCAUCGUUCCAGAUAUGCACACGCGCAAGCGCAUGAUGGCCGAGAAGGUCCGCGAGGGUGGUCCGGGGUCGGGCUUUGUGGCGCUCGCGGGCGGGUUCGGAACUAUCGAGGAGGUUAUGGAAAUGACUACCUGGAAUCAAUUGGGAAUCCAUAAGUUGGGCAUGGUGUUGCUCAAUGCCAAUGGGUAUUGGGAUGGUGUGUUAGCAUGGGUGAAGAACUCAGUCCAAGAAGGCUUUAUCAGUCGUGAGAACGGCGAGAUCUUGGUUGAAGCAAGGAUGUCAGUGAGGUUUGGCCCAAGCUGGUUGGUUACAAGAUUAGCAAUGGGAGGAUGCAGUUGA
Molecule: messenger RNA, 714 nt
Organism: Aspergillus nomiae NRRL 13137
Lineage: Eukaryota; Fungi; Ascomycota; Eurotiomycetes; Eurotiales; Aspergillaceae
Product: LOG family protein
Exons: 2
Coding region: 1-714 (237 amino acids)
Biological process (GO): cytokinin biosynthetic process
Cellular component (GO): cytosol
Molecular function (GO): hydrolase activity, hydrolyzing N-glycosyl compounds
Source: RefSeq, a predicted model, not a curated record